UUCUGGACGCCCCGGCUCGCCGAACAGAUCGCUGGGAGCAAAGGGGCUUUGCAGGAGGAGCGUCCCGGUCCCUAAUGGCCUGGGUUCGCGUCUCGAUUUGUGCUUUGUGCGCGCUCCGUGUGGCGCUGGCCACUGUGUUCUUCCAGGAGGAGUUUCUGGACGGAGAACACUGGAGGAACCGCUGGGUGCCGUCCAACGACUCCCGGCUCGGCCACUUCCGACUCUCGUCGGGGAAGUUCUAUGGUCACAAAGAGAAGGACAAAGGUCUGCAGACCACGCAGAACAGCCACUUCUAUGCCAUCUCCGCUCGCUUCAAGCCAUUCAGCAACAAGGGCCGGACGCUGGUGCUCCAGUACACGGUGAAGCAUGAACAGAAGGUGGACUGCAGCGGUGGCUACGUGAAGGUCUUCCCAGCCGACCUGGACCAGAGGGGCCUGAACGCCAGGUCCCCGUACUACAUCAUGUUCGGACCUGAUAUCUGUGGAUUUGAUCUCAAGAAAGUUCAUGUUAUUUUACAAUUCAAGAAUGAGUAUCAUGCAAACAAGAAAUCGAUCAAGUGUAAGGUUGACGGCUUUACGCACCUCUACACUCUGGUCCUGAGGUCAGAUCUCACUUACGAAGUGAAGAUCGAUGGCCAGUCCAUCGAAUCGGGCAGCAUCGAGUAUGACUGGCAGUUGACGUCGCUGAGGAAAACGGAGCAGGGGGCGGCGCCGUCCCCAGGCUCGGACCAGAGAAAGCGGGAGUGGACCAGGCCACCUGAUUGACGGGCUGUGUCUCUGCAGGACUGGGAGAAGCACUUGCUGGACGCUGCGGGCAGCAAGCCCGGCGACUGGCACAGUGAGCUAGACGGGGACUGGCCGGGGCCCAUGCUGCAGAAGCCGCUCUACCAGGCUGGCCUGAAACCGGAGAGAAUCAGCCAAGACCCCUGGCUGCCUGAGAAGAUGACAGGCACCGGCUACCUGACGCAGUACGACCUCUCGGAAUUCCAGAGCAUCGGCGCCAUCGGGCUGGAGCUGUGGCAGGUGAGGUCGGGAACCAUCUUUGAUAACUUCCUGCUCACAGAUGAUGAGGAGUAUGCAGAAAAUUUUGGGAAAGCCACCUAGGGCCAAACCAAGGGCCCGGAGAAGGAGAUGGAUGACAUCCUGAUCAAGGAGGAGGUGACCAGAGCCCGCGAGGAGGAGGAGGAGGAGCUGCCGGCGGGCAGGUUCCACGGGGCUCAGGGGCCCUUCCCUGAGUUUCAGAGGCAGAACGAGCUGUAGUUCUCCCUGCUGCGGAGGGCAGAGGUGACUGGUAAAACCUCCCUUCUACUUUAAUCCACAUUUCAAAACUCAGCCUCUGUGUGCUCAUUUGCCCAGUGCCCUUGAAAAAGGUCCCCAGGGGCCUGGCGUGGUGGUGCACGCCUAUGACCUCAGCACUGUGGAGGCUGCGGCAGGAGGAUCGCCUUGAGUUCCGGGCCAGCCUGGGUUACACAGUGAGUUUGAGUUUAAGGCAGCCUGAACUAUACGGGGAGACCCUGUCUCACUGUCCUGCCCCCCCCCCCCCCGCAAAAGAAAAGAAAAGAAAACCGUCCCCAGGCUCCUUAGUGGGGUGGGUUGCAUGUCUCCCCAAGACACCUACACUGGAAGGUUCCCUCCACGGAUCUGCACAGCAAAGACACAGCGCUGCUUUCUUAAUCUCUGACAUUUAAUAAAAGUUGGUGAAAUGCA
Messenger RNA from Heterocephalus glaber (naked mole-rat), 1706 nucleotides. RefSeq names its product calreticulin 3 (gene Calr3). Gene Ontology annotation, biological process: protein folding; ERAD pathway. The record is from RefSeq and is a predicted model, not a curated record. Gene Ontology annotation, cellular component: endoplasmic reticulum; endoplasmic reticulum membrane. Gene Ontology annotation, molecular function: calcium ion binding. NCBI's taxonomy places the organism in Eukaryota, Metazoa, Chordata, Mammalia, Rodentia, Bathyergidae.